Messenger RNA from Nilaparvata lugens (brown planthopper), 692 nucleotides. RefSeq lists its product as uncharacterized. NCBI's taxonomy places the organism in Eukaryota, Metazoa, Arthropoda, Insecta, Hemiptera, Delphacidae. The record is from RefSeq and is a predicted model, not a curated record. Bases 219 to 692 code for a protein of 157 amino acids. The transcript is spliced from 3 exons.
UGUUCUUUUACAGGGAGCCAAAGUAGAAUAUGUAUUCUAGAUAAUGAGAGUAUUUCUCAAGUAUUAGAAGACUCCAAAAAGGAACCUGUGUUCAGAGCAACUGGUGAUUUGGUUCAGGUUGAAAACUGUGGAAAAUCGUUGAAAUUUGUGGGACGCAGGACCGAGUCGUGAAAAGGUGGGGUCAAAAAGUCAAUCUUGGUGUCAUAGAGGAAGCGGCCAUGAAAAGCCCUUACGUCAGCAAUUGCUGCUGUAUCAAUGACGUCACACGCGGUCUUGUACUGUUCUAUCAGGCGGAUAAUUUCCAGAUUGAACACAACAGUCAGUUGAAAUUCUGGUUGAAGAAUGAAGGACUUCUGCCUAAUAACGCGUCUGUUCCGGAUACUUUAAUUCAGCUACAUGAGUUGCCUCUAAAUUGCAAUGGUAAAAUUGAUCGUUCUCAACUGGAGAAAAUUCUCAGAGAAACCGACCCAUCUGAAACAAAUUCAACUCUAAAGAUUCCAUUCAGACUACAUCUGAGAUCUCUCUGGAUAUCCUGUACAUCGGGUAGCAGCGUCGAUUUUGAAGAAAAGAAUGAAAAUUCAGAUAAAAUUGAUGGAAGAAGCUCGGUGGGUUUUAUUCAUGUGGUGGUACAUCGAUAUCAGCUGUACAGUUCAUCUCAAAAUUGCACCAGUUUCUCCCAAGGUUCCCAGUGA